UCAUUUUCGAUCAUGCCUCUUUCCACGCAAUCCACCACCGCCCUCCGCUGUGGGUUUCAGAACUUUGUCGACCAAGCCAGUCCUGUGGCAUGCAAAGUCGUGUUUGGCGUCGUCCCUGAAUGGCUGCGAAACAGCGCCUUGUACCGAACGUCGCCUGGUAUGUUCGACAUUCCGUCGCUCGACCCCAAGGCAAAGCAUGAAACCAUCCGCCACUGGUUUGACGGUCUUGGUGUGAUGCAUCAGUUCAACAUCCGAUCCGACGGGUCCGUGAGGUACCACAACAAAUUGAUUGCUACGGGGGCCCUCGAAGCUAUUCAGGCAGGGGCCAACCCCAUCCUCUUUGGACCCCCCCUGGAUCCAUGUGUGUCGAUCUUUGGCAAAGUUGCGGCGAUGAUCAACACGGUCGUGUUUUCCCCCCACGCCAAGCCCGAAGCCUCGAAUCUGAACGUGACCGUGUCGAAAAUGCCCCACUCGCUCGUGCCAAACACCGUUGCCGUCAAGAGCGACUUCAACAUGCUGCAACUGGUCGACGCCGACACGUUUGAGACCAAGCGCUUUGUCAAAUACUCGGCGUAUGACGACCGCCUCGGUGGCGCAGUGUCUGCCGCGCACGAAGAAUACGACCCUGUGACAGACACGUAUUUCAACUUGAACAUUGACUUUAUGGGCAACCACACUGCCAUUUUCAGCUUGGACAGCAGCGGGGCCGUGCGCGAAGCAGUGAUCCACACCCCCCGCGAUCGACCCGUGUCGUACAUCCACUCGUUCUCGUCCACGACCAAGUACUUGGUCCUCACGACCCCUCCCGCGUUUGUGAACGGCCUCAAAGUCCUGUACGAGCACAGCUAUUCGCAGGCGCUGACGUGGCAGCGGGAGAAGCAGUGUCUGUUUUACGUCGUGGACCGGGCCACCAUGACCCACGUCGCGACGUUUGAAUCGACCGACGCGUUCUUCUUCUUCCACUCGGUGAACGCGUUCGACGACGGCGAUGACAUCGUGCUGGACAUGAUACACCACACGGACAUGGACAUCAUCCACCGGCUGAACGUCCGUACGAUCCUAGAGGGAUCGGCCUUGACAGCCCCAAGCCGCCUCGCUCGAUUCCGCCUGCGAGCCGUGACGUCCCACCCAUUGGAGCCCCCGAAGGCCAGUCCGUCGUUUCCAAAAGUCGAAUUGCCUCAGCUGUGGAACACCCCCUCCAGCGUCGUGGAGCUGCCGACCAUCAACGAACGAUACCGCCACAACAGUCAGUACCGAUUCGUGUACGCUGUAGGCACAAACAGUCCCCACGCAGCGUUUUUCGAAGGCGUGGUCAAAAUGAACUUGGACACGGGUGAAGAGGUGUGGUGGCUUGCCGGCGACGGGCAAUUCGUGGGCGAGCCCAUCUUUGUGCCACAUCCUCAAGCGGAACACGAAGACGACGGCGUGCUGCUGUCGGUCGUGCUGGACGGCAUUGCCAACCAAAGCCACUUGGUCGUAUUGAACGCUCGGGACUUGUCCGUCGUGGCUAAAGUUGCAAGUCCAGUCGUCGUCCCCCUCGGUUUCCACGGCAUGCACACGGCCAAGUAGAGUUUUCAUAGCCAUAUGCAUUCAUGAUACGACCUGCGUCGUCCACAUUCAUUUCAAGCGUAGAAGAGUCCUGUUCUACAAUAUAAAAUGAAUUAGGAUAUUCACGACUAGUUUGGUCGAGUUCAGUGUGCGCUCUAAACACAAU
Aphanomyces astaci is the source of this 1714-nucleotide messenger RNA. RefSeq lists its product as hypothetical. Gene Ontology annotation, biological process: carotene catabolic process. Bases 13 to 1569 code for a protein of 518 amino acids. Lineage: Eukaryota; Oomycota; Saprolegniomycetes; Saprolegniales; Verrucalvaceae. The record is from RefSeq and is a predicted model, not a curated record. The transcript has 2 exons. Gene Ontology annotation, molecular function: carotenoid dioxygenase activity.